CUACCACGAAGUGAGUGUCCUAUCAACCUUUUGUUUUCCUCAAUUAUCUCUAGAACCUUGUGGGUGUCAUGAAGCCGCGCUCGGAAUGGAAAGCGGUGCAAUCUCUGAUGGCCAGAUCACGUCUUCGUCACAGUGGGAUGGCAAUCAUGCUGCUAUCCAAGGAAGGCUACACUUUGAGGCCGGUGGUGGCAAAGCAGGAGGGUGGACAGCUGGAAAAAAUGACGCCAACCAAUGGUUGCAAGUUGACCUGGGUAGUGAGUACUGUAAAGUAACACGAGUGGCAACGCAAGGAAGAAAUAAUUAUGAACAGUGGGUGACAAAAUACAAACUCCAAUAUAGUAACGACGGAGUGCACUUCCAGUACUACAGGGAACGAGAACAAACUGCGAACAAGAACUUUGUUGGAAACUUGGAUCAAGACACUGUUGUUUCUCAUGACCUGAAUCCGCCAAUCAAGGCACGCUAUAUCCGUUUUCGACCAGUGGCUUGGCAUGGUCACAUAUCAAUGAGAGUGGAACUCUACGGCUGUAAAGUUCUCAAAACAUUGACUGAAAGGAAUAAUUUUCAAAGCAUAAAAAAGCUUUGCACAGCUAAGCCACAGAUACUUCCAUAUAAAUCUUUAGUAAGCCCACAAAUUAUUGUAUCUCUAGAAUGCCAAGAAGCUCUCGGAAUGGAAAAUGGUGUAAUCUCUGACGGACAAAUCAGCGCCUCUUCACAAAUGGAUGCCAAUCAUGCUGCAAUCCAGGCGAGAUUACACUUUGAAACAGGUAGUGGCAAACAAGGAGCCUGGUCAGCCAAAAGCAAUGAUGUCAACCAAUGGCUACAAGUUGACAUGGAUUGUGAGAAUACCGCGGUUACCAAAGUAGCAACGCAAGGAAGAAAUUCUUAUGGCCAAUGGGUGACCAAGUAUAUGUUACAAUACAGUAAUGAUGGAGUGACCUUUCAGUACUACAAAGCACGAGGACAAACGGCGGAUAAGGAAUUUCCUGGAAACAACGAUCAGGACACUGUUAUUUCCCAUCAACUCGACCCACCAAUCAGAGCCCGUUAUAUUCGCUUUGGACCAGUGGCUUGGCAUAGACAUAUAUCAAUGAGAGUGGAACUGUACGGCUGUGAAGGUAAUAAAAAGCAUUGAGCCACUUCACAUUCCCUGAAGAAUUUUUGCUUUUUACGUCACUAAAUUGUCCUAAAAUGUGCACACGUGAAGAGAAGUGGACAAUGAAGACGUUAAGAGACAGCUACCAUUUAAACACGCACUUUAUAACUUCUUAAAAAGAUACAGUAAUGGUUUUAUCGGUCGCCAAUUAUGAACAAUUAUCUGUAUUAUUUCCUCCUCUAUUUCUCCUUUGUAAUAAAAUAAGCAGCUUACGUUAAUCUGUAUUUGAAAGCUUUUUACGUAAUUAAUAAGAAAAUGCUGGCGAAUCGAAUA
This is a messenger RNA of Orbicella faveolata, 1429 nucleotides long. RefSeq lists its product as uncharacterized. The record is from RefSeq and is a predicted model, not a curated record. Lineage: Eukaryota; Metazoa; Cnidaria; Anthozoa; Scleractinia; Merulinidae.